This is a messenger RNA of Mytilus trossulus (common blue mussel), 1071 nucleotides long. RefSeq names its product probable ATP-dependent DNA helicase RecQ. Bases 1 to 1071 code for a protein of 356 amino acids. Gene Ontology annotation, biological process: double-strand break repair via homologous recombination. Gene Ontology annotation, molecular function: 3'-5' DNA helicase activity; nucleic acid binding; four-way junction helicase activity. The record is from RefSeq and is a predicted model, not a curated record. The transcript has 2 exons. Gene Ontology annotation, cellular component: chromosome; nucleus; cytoplasm. Lineage: Eukaryota; Metazoa; Mollusca; Bivalvia; Mytilida; Mytilidae.
AUGGACAGAGAGGAGAUAAGUGUUAUUGUAAAAAGUGUGUUUGGUGUCCGUCCGAAAGACAAGCAAGAGGAGGCACUGGAGCACUUGAUGAAGAGGGGAUCGGGAGAUUUAUUGUUAAAUUUACCCGUUGGUUAUGGGAAAAGUUUGGUGUACCAAGCCUUUCCAUUUCUCCAAGAUUCAUCAUCCUCUUUGGUCAUUGCACCGCUCAACAUCAUUCAGACUGAACAGCUAGCAAGCUUAAACUUACGGCAUAAAGAAUUCAGACCUGAUUACAGGAAAUUGGCAGAAUUACCAGCCAUCUUUAACAAGGCCAAAUUUGUUGGUAUGAGUGGCACCAUGACGAAGAAACAGGUAGAGAACUUACCCAAGAAACUAGGCUUUAAGAACAUUAAAAUUAUUUGUAUAAGUCCUGAUAAGGAAAACAUUUUUCUUGAAAAAAAGGAAAAAAUUGUGUCAAAAGAUGUUACAAGUGUUUAUGAACAUAUUUUUAAAACUGAAUGUUUAGAGUUGCAGAAACAUCCAACCAGCUACCCUGUUACAUUAUUAUUUAUACCCAUGUACUACAUGAGUUGUGCCCUUUUUUUUUUGAAGUCACUGUUUGGUGAAAACAAAAUUAUGGAAUCCUGUUAUUCUGCAAUCUUCGCAAAUCAGGAUGAUGAGGUUAUUCAGGCUACAUUAAAGGAUUUAAAUACAGAAAAUCCCCGUAUAAGGUUAAUUUUAACCACUUCUGUUACGGGGAUGGGAUUUGAUCCUACAUGUAUUACAAGAGUGAUUCAUGCCAGUCCCCCAAGAUCUGUUUCUCAGUAUCUCCAAGAAAUUGGUAGAGCUGGAAGGCGAGGACAGGCCUCUGAAGCUAUCUUGUACUACAAUAAAAGAGAUAUUGCCAAAAAUUUGCCUGGAAUUUCCGAUGACAUUAUUUCUUACUGUAACACUGAAUCUUGUCUGAGAACAAAUUUACUUUCAGUAUUUGGUUAUUUAAAAUCUAGUUCAUUACAGGGUUGUGCAUGUUGCUGCUUUUGUAAAAAAACGUGUACUUGUGAGAAUUGUGAAUUAGCAAGCUUAGAUAUUUAA